AGGAGCCGGAAGCGCCGGGCCGGAAAGGGGAUGACGGCGGCGGCCUCUCUAGGCCGUCAUGUCUAUGGUAGCAGCCAUGGCAACCACGGCGGCACCGCCCGGGAGGCCGCUCCGGCCCCGAGUGCCGUGCCUGGAGAUCGGGCCGCCGGCUGGGAGAGCAGCAGGAGCGGCAGAGACGGAGCCUGGCCGGCUGUGGGCGCGGGUGAGCGCGCCUGGGAGACGCUGCUCGGUGCCAUGGCAGAGGCUCUGCCCGAGCCCACGGUGAGGAAGAAAAAAAGCAUAUCCAUCGAGGAGAAAAUCGACAUCAUAAGCGCCGUGGAAAGCGGCAAGAAGAAGGCGGACGUUGCAGCCCAGUACGGCAUCAAGAGGAACUCCUUGUCUUCGAUUAUGAAGAAUAAGGAAAAAGUUUUGGAAGCCUUUGAAACUUUACGGUUUGAUCCUAAAAGGAAAAGACUGAGGACUGCUUUUUAUGCCGACCUGGAGGAGGCAUUGAUGAAGUGGUACAGAAUUGCACAGUGCUUGAAUAUGCCGGUCAAUGGCCCUAUGUUGCGCCUGAAGGCGAAUGAUUUUGCCCAGAAACUUGGACACAGUGAUUUUAAAUGCAGCAAUGGUUGGCUCGAUCGUUUCAAGUCGAGGUAUGGUUUAGUUUUCAAAGCUCAGCCUGUAGAAGCAGCUGCUACUCCUACAGUGGGUGCUCCAACUCCUUGGUGCCAGAAUGUGCUUCCUUAUUAUUUCAAUGAUUAUCGGCGAAAAAAUGUGUUUUACAUACAGGAGACUGUGUUGUUGUAUCAGAUGUUACCACAUAACACUUUUGCAUUUAAAGGGAAAACUUGUUCUGUGGGUAAACAAAGCAAAGAGAGCAUCACUGUAGCGGUGGGUACAAAUAUGGAUGGCUCUGAGAAACUCCCACUCCUCAUUAUAGGAAAAAGUCCAUGCUCUUUCAAAGAUGUGAAAUUGCUGCCAGUGGAUUAUGAAGCAAAUGACAGGGCGUGCAUGACUUCAGGAAUCUUUGAACAGUGGAUGCAUAAACUUGAUAACAGAUUUCAAGCACAGCAGCGCCGUGUGGUUAUUCUUGUUGAUUCUCUCCCAGCUCACACAGAAGUAAAGAACCUGAAGUCUGUCAAAUUAGUGUUCUUUCCUCCAGACUCCUCUUCAUAUAUAGCUGUGAAAGAAAGGAUUAUCAGAAGUCUGAAGGUUAAAUACAGGCACUGUCUUAUCAAGAGAUUUGUUGACUGUGUAGAAAGUAAUAAAGAGUUUAUGCUAACCCUUCAUGAUGCAAUUGAGAUGCUGUACCUGUGCUGGAGGGAAGUAACACCAGAGACUAUUGUAAAAAGUUACAAUGGAGCAACUUUCAAAUUAGAAACUGAGACAAGUGAUAAUAACAAUGAGGUUGAAAGUGAUUUUGAUUUGAUUGCACAUGCAAGGGCAGCUGGAGUAGAGUUUCCAGAAGUUUUGUCUUUGGAUAAAUAUGCAGCUCUAGAUAAUGGCUUGGAAACUUAUGAAGUGCCCACAAAUAAUGAAAGGAUGUGUGCCAAAGAAAGUGCAUCAGAAAAAGCUGAGACAGUUGUUGGUGAUGAAGUUAAGGAUGAAGGCAGUCGACUUCAGGGAGCUGAACAGCUUUUACCGUCCAAAAAUGAGGCUUUGAGUGCUUUAGAUACCCUUCGAAAGUUUCUCGGAAGUCAAGAGACAGAUGAUUCUCUCUACGAUUCCUUAUCUGACUUGGAGAAUUUUAUUCAACAUGUAGUAUGUGAAUAAAUAUUUUAGCAAAGUGGGAAAGCAUGUAAUUGAAAAAAAAAUAAAUUCUAUAAUCAAAGAUAGGAAGUUUAAUAACAAGCAUUGCUUAAUGCUUGCUUAAAUGUUCUCUGGUGUGUUUUGCUCAGGUGCCUAGAUGAACAUAACAAAACUAUGAAAAAGGGCUAUGAACUGAAAUUUUCCACAAAAUCAGGAGCAAAUAACAAAUAUUUGAGGUAGAGAGAGGGAGUAAGCUGAACCUUUAAAAUACUAACUGUAGUAAGUACAGUGGAGGCAAAAGAAAUUCUUCGAGCGGUUUUGGUGCGCUCAGGAUAAACUGUUGACCACCUGGAAUUCUUUCUUCAAGAAGAAACUAGCACUUUUAUGCAUCAAUAAUUUCACUGGCAUUUUGGGGGUUUUCACAGUGGAGUAGUAAAUAUUAUGACCUUGGUGCUUUUGAUACAUAAACACAAAAUUGAAUUACACAGAAAAUACUUGCUUAAAUUCUGAGAAGGCAUUUUAAAAAGAAAUAUUUUUUUCCCUUCAUCAAGAAUUCUGCCUAUCAUUUACUUUUGCAGUGGGUGAUAAACAGCAGAAAGUUACCACAGCUUUGAAUGUGUUUUUUUGUUUUCUUAAAACCGCUCAUAUGUGGAUACACUUGAAUGGCAUAAUAAUUUAUCCAAGAGUCAAAAGACAAACAAACCUUUACUUGGUCUUUGAAGAGGUCAAAAAAGGAAGGUCGAUCUCUCCUUUUCAGCCUUUUUGGUGCAUAGUUUGAUGUAGGUCUUCCUGUGCACCUCCAUGUAUUUCUACAGUAAAUUCAGAAAAAAACCCAACAGUAUCUGCAGUAAAAACCUCACUGAGCUCUUGUUUAAUUUUCAGUUCUUGGAGGCUUUGCUGUAGGAUUCAAUGCACUAAUGUGAUUUAUCACUACAAGCCCUAUUAACAAGGGUGCUGUUUGCAUGAUUUCAGUGUGAAGUUCUGUAAGUCGUGGUACAUUUGCAUGUCUUUGAGUAUGCAUUUCAAACAAUGUAAUCAUAUCAGAGCCAAAACCCUUAGUGUAUCUGACCUUCUGGCUUUUUUCAGAACCUGUUUUAAAUCUAUUCCAUAUCUAUAAAUUAAUUUUUUUUUCAGAAGUUGGAGAUAUUUAUUUUUCUAAUUUAGAUGAAGAAGCAAAUAUUAUAUGGACGCCCUUUCAGAAGCCUGUAAUAAAAAAUCUAUUAUGCUGUCUGUAAUUAAACCAUGAGAAAAAAAUUUCAUGCAUUUGUGAAUCUUCA
Messenger RNA from Cyanistes caeruleus (blue tit), 3008 nucleotides. RefSeq names its product tigger transposable element derived 4 (gene TIGD4). Gene Ontology annotation, molecular function: DNA binding. Lineage: Eukaryota; Metazoa; Chordata; Aves; Passeriformes; Paridae. Gene Ontology annotation, cellular component: nucleus. The record is from RefSeq and is a predicted model, not a curated record.